Molecule: messenger RNA, 7463 nt
Organism: Drosophila erecta
Lineage: Eukaryota; Metazoa; Arthropoda; Insecta; Diptera; Drosophilidae
Gene: mtgo
Product: fibronectin type-III domain-containing protein 3A
Exons: 6
Coding region: 901-6177 (1758 amino acids)
Molecular function (GO): protein binding
Source: RefSeq, a predicted model, not a curated record
CGGGUUCCAAUGAGAACGGACUUCGGGCUUCGAAUCACGAGUCGGUUGCCGAUUCGUAACGGCGGCUGCUGGCAGUCCGAUAUAAACUCUCAAACUGUACGGUUUGGUUUGGCAGCGCAGCUGAAAAGCGGAAAACUGAAGAGGAAAAGCGGCGAAGAGGGGAUCGAGGAAGGGCAGCGCGUCGUGUGUUUUCAUCCUCCUUCUGCAAUAAACAAUUGUUGUUCUACAAGUUUAAACAAUUAAAAUCUGUGGGCUAAGUGUAAUACUAAAAUCGAACAUUGAAGCAUUCCAAUUAAACUAACAAUCUAAGUGCAAUACAAAUAGUCCAGAUAAAAAUCGACGAGAAUAUUUACAGAAGCUGUGUUCAUAAAUCGAUUUGCUCGAAACAACGCAAAACAAACCAAUAAAAGCAAAUCGAAUUAACUGUUUAAUCAGCAAAACAAUUUAAUACACAUAAUAAAUAAGAAUAAACUUAAUAAGCAUUUAAAAUAACAAUACCAAUUUUGUGCAAUUUAAACAAUAAUAUUAUACAUAAUUUAAAUGCCUUUAAAAGGUUAACCGAUUUUUGCUAACUACUUUUGCGCUAAAUCAAAAAUAAAAACCUUACACUUUAUAAACUUCAAUUAGCUAAUUGUUAUGAAAUAAAAUUUAUAAAAUUAAAUAAAAGUAAAUAAAUAAAAUACAAAUUUUAAAAGCUGCAAGGUUUUUAAAAAAUAUUAAAUUGCUAAGUAAACAUUAAAUCAGCUUUAAAUGAAUUUUGCUGAGCUGGAUUACGUUUGUAACACUUGAAGCAGAAUUUUCACAUCUAUAGAUAAAGUAACGCAUAAUAAUUAAACUGAAAAAUGCUAAGAGUGGCCUAAAAACCGAAACGGGGCAGACAGAGUUUGAAAACGGAAUACCAUGGUGCGACUGAAUGUUGCAGAGCAACACAGCAGCAGCAACAACAACGGCAACAUUAGCAACAACAGCAUAAGCAACACCAACGGAACAAUAAUUAGCAACAAUAAUGCGGGUGGCAGUUGCUCCUCGACAACCUCAUCAACGACCAGUCUGAAUAGCAAUUCGGCCUCGCCCGCCUGCACCAUGGUGAUGUUGCCGGCACCGCAGCAACACUUGUUGGUGCAGCAACAGCAGCAGCAGCAGCAGCAGCCGCCGCAACCGCCGCAGCCCUUGCAGCAGUUGCAGCAGCAACAUGCCCCGCAGCAGUUGCAACAGCAGCAGCAGCAGCAGCAACACUCUCCCUCGGAUGGCGGCUCAUCGAAUUGCUCGCUGCCGGCAUCGCCGCCUUUGUUGCAACAAACCGCAACUCCGCCGCAGGGCGCCCAGAUUGUGCCGCCCGUGUGCGCGCUGCACCAUCCACAACAGCAGCUGGCCUUGAUGGCGGCCAUGCAGCAUCACCACCACCUGCCGCCGCCCCAUGCCCUGCACCAUGCCCCACUGCCGCCACCGCCCCCGAAUCUACCGCCGCCCCACGAAAACGGCCACGGUGGCGGUGGCGGUGGCGGAUCUGGUGUGGCAGGCGGCGGUGGCAUUUCGCCCAACGGCGGCGGUGGCUCCUCCGCCAGCAGCGUGAGCAGCCUGUCCAGCGGCAGUGGCGGUUCCGGUGGUCAGGUGAACGGUCUGAGUAACGGAACGAACGGCAUUGCACCAUUGCCGCCGGGCCAGCUGUACAUCCCGUAUACGGGCGAGUUCUAUCCGCCGGAAUACUACAUCGCACCGCAUCCGCACGAGGGCAUCUGUCCGCAGCAUCCGCACCACCCACACCCGCACCACCACCAGCCCAUGUGCGCCAUGUCCGCGGAAUACGGUCCCGCCGUACAGAUGGUGUCCCAGAACCGACCUCCUCCGCCGAUGCCGGUGCCCGUCCAGGUGCCCCAGUACGUCAACGAGAACGGAACGCUGACCCACGUGAUGCUCUCGCCGCAGCAGUACCAGCAGCUGCAUCCUGGCCAGGGACACCUCCACCCAGCUCCAUUCAUAAGCGCGAAUGGCACCUCGCAUUUCUACACUCCGGUGGCGGGCUAUCCUGGCCCAGGACCUGCGGGCAAUGGUCCACCGCACUAUCAUUUGCCGCCACCGCCGCCGCCGCAGCAGCAGCAGCCACCACAGCAACCACAGCAACCGGCGCCCCAAGGAGCACCACCGCAACAGCAACAACAGCAGCAACCACAGCAGCAGGUGGCACCACCGUCGGUCCAAGGAGCACCAAACGCUGGAGGUGUAGGCGCAGCCCAAGGAGCACCAGCCACUGUGACAACCACCCAUUCGCUCACCCAUUCGCACUCCCACACACACGCCCACUCGCACACACACCCCCAGCCGCACGCACAUUCCCCGCACUCGCCAUCGCCGCCAAAUUAUCGGGAUGAACGCAGCCAGCGGCAGCACAACAAGCUGCUCCGGAAGCUGGAGAAGCAGCGGGAGUCAAAUCCCCCGCAUUCGCCAUCUCCACGCCGUGCCAACGAACUGAAUGGUCACAAUAAUAACAACAUUCCUCCGGGUGUCUCCCUGCCCGUACACCUCAGCAGCCACCAUCAUGCAGUGAACCAUCAAGGACGCCGCCUGCCGCAGCAGCAUCAGGGGCAGACCCAUCAGGUGGCACAGCAGCAACAGUCGCAGACCAGGAACGGAAAUCCCCAGCAUCCCCAGAGAGCUGGCAGCAGUGUGGGUGGCGCCAGCUCUGUGGGAACCUCCGAGGACGGCGAGGAUAAUUCCAGUCUGGCCGGCGAUGAUGAGGAGGAGUACCAUCGAGAGAAUAGCAUCAUUGAGCAAAUCUCUGCUAUUGAAAAGCCUGAGGUAAUAGAUGUGACUUCGCGGACGGCCAAGAUAAUUUGGGAGAGUCCAGCCAUUGCGAAUACCGUGACGGUGGAUAUGCGCCAGCUCCGGUACCAAGUGCUCCUCUGUGAUUCUGGCAAGCAGUGCAAGUACAAGAGCUUGUACCAAGGCGAGGCCUACGAGUGCAUUGUGCAGGACCUGCAGCCGGGUCAGGAGUACCUGGUGCGCUUCCAGGUGCACUACCAAAAACUUACGGGAACAGUGAGUGAUCCCACGGAAUUUCGGACGCCGCCCUGUGAGCCAGAUCAACCGCCGCCUCCGAAACUGGUUUCCCGUACCAAGAACUCCAUAAACCUUCGAUGGGCUGCUCCAGCAGCAAACGGCGCCAGCAUUCAGCACUAUCUGCUGGAAUACGAUGAGGGCAGGAUGCCAGGACAACCGCAGAAGUUUGUGGAGUUGGCCAAGAUCAAGGCCAAGCACUAUGUCAUUGGAAAGCUGCAGCCGACUACGGUCUACAGUUUCCGUUUGGCGGCGGUUAAUGAAGCGGGUCAGAGUCCCUAUUCUCCGGUGGCCAGCUACAGCACCUCCGGAAAUCCUCCGCCAGUGCCUAAACCACCUCAGCUGCUGGCCAGCAGUUCCAGUUCCCUAAAACUGGGCUGGGAGCGGCGGGCCCAGGAUGGAGACUUCCUGCUGCAACUGCAAGAUGCAGAAUCGGGUCACGGUUUCCUGAAUACCUACAAGGGUACAGAGCUGCAAACGGAGUGCCUGCAACUGAGGCGGGCGAGCAGCUAUCAAUUCCGUCUGAGAUCCGAAAACGAAGCGGGUUUUUCACCCUGGUCACCGGAGGUCAGCUACCGCACCUUAGCGGAACGUCCCGGAAGGCCGGGCAAGCCCCAUGCCAAGGGAAAGAUUCAUGGCACCCAGUUUAAGGCCCGCUGGGAUGCACCCAGCGAUUCUGGUGGUGCUGAGAUCGUACGCUACCACUUAGAGUUAAGUGCCGCGGGUCCAGCAUUUGAAAGGAUCUACAGUGGCGCCGAAACAGAAGCCAUGUGCGAAAGACUGCAACCGGGCACCACAUACGCUCUGCGAGCCUGUUGCGAAGGGCCAGCUGGCCAGAGUCCCUACUCCGAUAUAGGACACGUCACCACGGAGGCUGUGCCGCCAUCUGCCCCGCCUCCGCCGCAUUGCAGUGAUCCUCCCUCGCCGUACGCCGCCCUUCUAAAGCUCGAGCAUCCGGAGUAUAACGGUGGAGCUCCCAUUUUAGAGUUCGAAGCCCAGAUGCGUCGCCUGGAGCAAGUGCAGCCUCCGCAGCUGGUUUACCGGGGCAAGCAGGCCUACUUUGUGGCACAGGAUCUGACACCCGGUGGCAUGUAUGAAACCCAGGUAAGGGCUAUCAACCGGAUUGGCGCCGGUAACUGGUCCCAGUGGAUGAGAUUUACGGCUGCAGCUGCUGCGCCUGGAGUUCCCGAAGAGCUGCGGGUGCUGGUGAAGUCGGCCACCCACCUGGGUGUCAGUUGGCAACCGCCGUUGCAGGAGAAUGGUGCCCCAGUGACCAGUUACACUCUAAAAAGUGCCACCCAAGAGAGAAGGGAAGAGGAGUCGGAGGAGGAGGUCAAGGAGCCGCCCAGCUCCGAAUUCCACAACUGCUAUCAGGGACCACAAACCUGCGCUGAACUGAGAAACCUUUCGCCCUACACACGCUACCAUUUCCGCAUCCAGGCGAGCAACUCAGCCGGAACGGGAAACUCCUCCGACGUGAUAAGUGUGUGCACGCCAGCCGCAGUUCCAGGAGCUCCUCAAAUGCAGGGCUACGAGUUCACCGCCCAGGAGGUCACACUCAACUGGACGCAGCCGGCUGCCCACGGCUCGCCCAUAUGCUCCUACAACAUUGAGUACGGGGAAAGAACCAUUGCCACUCCGGAUGCCUGUACACGCUAUACUGUUAGUGGCUUAAUGCCGGAAACCGGCUACAAGUUCCGUGUGCAAGCGGUUAACGCCAUUGGUGCCGGAGCUUUUAGUGCCUAUGCUAAGCUGACCACCCAACCAGCUCCUCCGGCACCACCUCGCUUGGAGUGCAGCGGUGCCGGCCACAAUUACAUAAAGCUGAAGUGGGGCGAGAACGGAAAUGGCAAAGUUGUAAACUCCAAUCCGUCUGGAAACGGAGGCGACUUUACCAAGUACUUUGUGGAGAUGUAUGUGGCCAGGGCUAAGCAGUUCCAGGCUGUCUACUCCGGCACCAAUUGCAUGUGCAAGGUGCACAAACUGCAGGAGCGAAGCAGCUACACCUUCCGGAUUUAUGCCCAUACCGAUCGGGCUGGCGAUGGGGAUUACUCGGAGGAAUUCGUUUUCGAGACCUCGGCCACGCUGCCGGCGAACAUAAAGCCUCCUCGUGUUGUCCAAGAGGGUAGCGUUUGUCUAAUGGAGCUACCUGGCCAGUUGGGAAUGCAACUCACCCUGGAGUGGCAGCACUCAAAGAACUCGUUCAACGACCGCGUGGAGUACGAAUUGCAGUAUGCUGUCUUGGGCGCAGCUGAAUUGGAGGGUGAAUCCUUGUCGCCCAAAGGACGCAGCAGCAGCUCCAGUGGCAGUUCAAAUGGAGCUCCAAUUAAUUUGCCCAAUCAUGACUACAGGCAAUUGUACCGCGGCCCAGAGACCAAAUUCACCAUUGACAAUCUGGCAGCUGGCACAUGUUACCAGUUCCGAGUCUGUCCAGUGCGGAUAGCGGCGGGCGGCGAACUCCUUCACGGUCAGCCGUCCAGUCCGUUGCGCUACCAGGUGCCCAGUGAACUGGAUCCUAGCUCGGCGACCUGUCAUCACCACCUGCACGGCUCCACUGCAAUACCGGCGAUGGCCUCCAACCAGAGAAGCAGCCGGAAACUGUCCGCAGGCAAUGGGUCAACCAACGGUCUGCACAUGCGAUCGGUGAGUGCGUCGGCCAUAAGUGGAGCGAGCGGCGUGGGAGCAGAUCCCGUGGCAAUUGGACGACUGCAGCAGGAGAUUUCUGGUUUCAAUGCCUGUGCAGAUCCCCUGCAUCACCAUCAUCAUCAUCACCACCACCACCAUCAGCCGUGCGGUGGCGGCGUUGGAGGAGCCGGUGGAAUCUCCGGGGCAACGGACUCGCAUCACCAGCACCACAUGCAUCAUUCGCAUCACAUGCACCACGCCCACCAUCCGCACACCGGAAUGGGCGGUAGCUCUUCGAAUUCCAGCUCCUCAACGGCAGCGGCCAUAACCUCUAGUUUGGCCCAAACGGGAGGAUUAAGGCGGAUCGUUAGUAAGGUUACUUCACUUUACUCCAACCGAAGGCGUCUUAGCGACCAACAAAAGGCCGUGUGCAUUGUGGUCUCCUUCCUAGUGGGCACUUUCCUGGUCGCCAUGCUGGUCAAUAUGUUGAGGGGCUAAAAGGAUACGACAUUCAAAUAAAUGGCGCCCAACGUGGGAUACCCAGGAUUUGCAGGCGAAACGACAGGAGAAAAGUAAAAAAAAAAACAAACAAAUAUGAAACCCUUUGUCUCAAAGAAGUAAUUUAAACCAUUAGUUGUAAUUAUGUAUUUUUUAUAUAUUUACCGUAACUGAAUGAAACAAAAUCAAAUUGUAUAUUGUCUAAUUUUAAACAAAACAUAACAGGAAAUCAAAAAAAAAAAAAACGAAAAAAAAAACAAUAGAAAGUGGAUCAGAGGAGGAGAGAUGAAUAGGCAAAACCCCAUUAAUUGUAUUAAAUGUACACAAAACCGCAACAGCAUACAUUCACACAGCUAAAUGUUAAAAAUGGUAUUUACUUAUAAUAUUUGUUGUCACAAAACGAAAGUCUAAUCUCCAUAUGUGCUAUAAACAAAAGAGACCAGCCAGCAAAUGAACCUAAAGGCUCACUAGUAAUUGUCAAAACCUGUUUCGAAAUGCUUCACAAGCUUUUACUUUCUGUGUGGCCCCAAAAAGUUGCAUUUGCCCUCCCGGCAGGAUUGUAAAAUUCGUGUAUAAUACGUGUAGAACUAGCAUGUGGGCGUGGCCCCGCCCGCUGUGCAUGAUUUUUUUUACAAGACUUUUUGUAAAAUGUAUUCCAACAAAACGAUUGUAGAUAGCUGGUCAACAAAUUGCACCAUCUAAAAACACUCCUAAGUAGCUAAAAAAUAAUCGAAUGAUAGAAGGGGGCGGGCAUCAAUGAUGCCAGAGGGCAAAUGCAGAACGAAUAAUUAAACGAAAAGUAUGAAUUUAUUAGACUACUAGCUACAAGUAUUCAGUGCUGUAUAAUUGUUUCCCCAAUCGCUCCAAUCUACGCAGAUAUAUAUAUUUAUAUAUAUAUAUACAAAACAUAGAUAUAUGUAAAACAGCAGACGCUUCUUUCAUUCUCACAACCUUUUUAUACGAGUUAUUACACAAUUUAUUAUAUACUUAUUAUACGAUGAGCAAAAAUUGAGAAAACCAAGGCAACCCCAGUUGGGGCUGAUAUAUUCGCUGGCAAUCCAACUAUUGCAUUUCACAACCAACCAACCAACCAACUAAAUAAAUUCAACCCGACACUUUUCGUAGGCUGUCCCAUGUGGCUAUAGCAGCCCCAACUAGGCAAAGUGAUUUAUAUUCCAAUUAUUAUUAUUUUUCUAAUUAAAUAAAUUAAACUAAAUGUAAUUGUUUCUUUCCAUAGCAUUUAAUGUGAAUUAUACAAAACGGAUUCUUAUCUAAAAAAAAAAAAA